AUGGGACCAGUCGGUGCACGGUCUCUUCGUCGAAGCGGUAUGGCCGCCUCGUUGACGUGGCUUCCCGCGCCACACUGCGCGUCUUUCCGCCGAUCUGUGCAACCCGCCACUGGCGCCUCCGCGUCCGAACUCCGAUCGCCCCACGCGCCGCACGAACCACACUUGUCGUUGCACUUCCAGUCUGCUCCUCGUGCGCGGAAAAUAUUCAGCCUCAGGCCCAGACGCCCCUUGCCAGCGUCGCGGUUUACCGUACGCGCCAUAGGCGGCGCGGGCGGGCCGGAGACGUUUCUGUCGCUGGAAGAGGCCGGGCUGGUGGAGCUGGCGGGGCUCGACGCGCACGAGCGAUUCCUCGCGCGCCUCACGAUCUCGUCGCUGAAUUUACUGCGAGUGAUAUCAGAGCAGGAGGGCGUGCCGAUAGAGGAGCUGAACGCGGGGCGGGUGUGUGACUGGUUCAUCAAGGACAAGGCGAAGCGCGAGCAGGACGUCAACUCCGCUGUUCUCAAGUGGCCCAAAGCCCCUGAGUGGUAG
Molecule: messenger RNA, 528 nt
Organism: Closterium sp. Yama58-4
Lineage: Eukaryota; Viridiplantae; Streptophyta; Zygnematophyceae; Desmidiales; Closteriaceae
Source: the annotation of a GenBank genome assembly